AUGAUGACACCGCAGAGGGGCUCCGUGGCCGCUUCCGCAGCCUCGUCCCGAUCCCAAACGCCAGCCGGUCAUCGUCGGUCUGCACACAUUGCGACCGACUUUUCGUCGCCGCAUUCACCGCUUCGCAACGUGUCGAUCGAUUCGGACCCGUACUCUCGGCAAGCAGCUGUUGCGAGCCUGCAGACGCACAAGCUGCACCUCGUGCUGUCCGAGAUCACCUCUGUCGCCUCCGCCCUGCGCAAAGCGACUCGCUGGAAUGCGUCCACGUCGGCUGCACUUGCUCGACUCACGUCUUACAGCUACUCGACCGCUCAAGUCCCUCCGACCGUCACCGCACAGCAGGCGCCAACCGCUCAAGGCAAUCUCGAGCAAGAUGUCGCAUCACCCCGCGCCGCAUCCAGUGCUCGCAUCGCCUUGAGGGGCAUGCAGCGGGAGGCUACCAACGAUACGGACUCCAGCUCGUCAGCCGCUGCAACUAGAUUGGGUCUGUCCCUGGGCAUCACCGCCAAGUCGGAUGAUCCCGUCCGGCUGCUGGUCGGCUUCGCGACGCUCAAGGCUCAACUGCGCACUUGCACCAACUUUUCCACCUUCCCGCUUCCGGCGCUAUUGGCACCCUUCCUCCGGGUCGUUCUUUCUCCUCGCACUUCGGCUCCUGUCACCUCCGCCGCACUGCAGGCUGUGCACAAGUUUCUCGUCCACGGCGUCGUCUCCUUGUCAGCACCUGAUGCCAGGAUCGCUGUAGCGGAGAUCGCACACGCGACCAGCCACUGUCGCUUCGAAGCCUCGGAAGCCACUACGGACGAGCUGGUGCUGGUCCGCAUCCUCUCGGUGAUGCGCGAGAUCAUCUGCGAGCCGAUCGAGCCUGGUUCUGCCGGCUUCGUACAGACCUCUGACCCCUCAAGGCAGAUCCGCACGCUUGCCGACUGCCUCGGCGACGACAGCAUCUGUGAGAUGAUGGAGACCGGCUUGUCGAUGUGUUGCCAGACCCGCCUCUCUGAUGUCUUGCGCCGCACUGCAGAGCUGUCAAUGACUGCGAUGGUCCGCACUCUGUUCAGCCGUCUCUCGCUCGUUCCUCCGUCCGCAGACGAGUUCUUUGCUGCCGGUGCAGACGGCGCAGCAGCGGAACCGGAACAUGCGACGCUGGCAGCCGAACCCAUUGGCGAGGAUGCCGACCUCGACGAGAAGAAGCGCCGCAGGAUGACAAUGCCCGAUCCCACCAGCAACGUCUUCCCUGCUGCUGCAGCGCAGGUACUGGAGCAGCUUCGCGAGAUGGGCGAAGAAGAGGACAAGGAGGAAGCAGCAGCAGCCGCGGUCUCUGAGAAGGCAACCGACGCCGCUCAAACAGACUUGCAAGACGAAAAGGCUUCCUCGACAGGCGCUGCGGGCGCAGAUGAGGCACAGCUUCCCACUGGAAGUGACAUCCUGGUAGAUGAUGCUGCGCCAGAUGCAGGAACCGAGGCACCUGCACCGACGUCGAUUCAAAUAGAGCCAUUCGGACUUCCAGCCAUCCUCGAGGUGUGUCGCGUCAUCAUCUCGCUACUCGAUCCCGACAGUCUCCAGCACACCAACACCAUGCGCAGGCUCGGCAUGUCGAUGCUGAUCUCGAUCCUCGAGACUGCUGGCCGCUCCAUCGGCGACUUCCCCUCCUUGCGUGCUCUCAUGCAGGACACCGCCUGCAAGCAUCUUUUCACGCUGGCUCGCAGUGAGGACCCCAUUCCGCUGUCGCUCAGCCUGCGCGCACUAUCCACGAUGUUCGAGACCAUGCGCGAGCACCUCAAGCUGCAGCACGAGCUCUUCCUCAACUACCUGAUGGACCGCCUCGCUCCCACAUUCCCGCUUCCGCUCGAGCCUUGGAGCGACAGGGCAUUCGAUAGCCUCGUCAAGCGUGCUAAUGCUGCCGAAGCUGUUGCACGCUCAGGCGUUCCCGCCUUCCACGCUGCAGCUGUGCAAGUGCAGCCACCACCACCUUCAGCGCCGCCGGCGCCUCCGCUGCCAAAGGGUUCGGAUCGUGCUCCUGCCACCGGAGAGGCUCGCGAGCUCUAUCUCGAGACCUUUGCGCUCCUCUUCCGCAACUUCGACUCGGAGCGCUCCGCCGAGUAUCUCGUCGACCUCUACGUCAACUACGAUUGCUACACGGACUGCGAGAACAUGUUCGAGCGCGUGCUGCUGUUCUUGUGCCGGAGCAUCCAUGCCGCCAACCCGCAAAGCCCGUCACAGCAGGAUCCUGUACAGAUGUUCGCUCUCGAUGCCCUGCUCUCCUUCAUCGCAGCCAUCGCAGACCGCAACGAAACGUCGCAAGUUGGCGCUGCGGGACAAAAUGUCGUCCUUCCCGGCGGUAUGUCUUCACAAGCUCUGGCAGCCCAGAAGGCGAAGAAGGCUACAAUCCUGGACGGUGCGAGCCGUUUCAAUGCCAAGCCCAAGGACGGCUUGGCCUUCCUCGAGAAGGAAGGUUUGCUCGAUUACGGCGAUGACAGCCUUUCAAGAGAAGAGCGCAUCGCUCGAUUCCUGAAGGAGUGUCCUCGUCUCGACAAGAAGCUCGUCGGCGACUACAUUGGGCGCCCCGACAACAUUAAAGUGCUCGAAGCUUUCGUGGGAUUGUUCGACUUCAAGGACAAGCCCAUCGCCGAGGCGUUGCGCGAGAUGCUGGAGAGCUUCCGUCUGCCUGGUGAAUCACAGCAGAUCGAGCGCAUCACGCAAACUUUUGCUUCGACCUACUUCUCAGCCAAGCACGAGGGCAUCGCUACUGAAGACGCCGUCUUCAUCCUCGCCUACUCGGUCAUCAUGCUCAAUACGGAUCAGCACAACCCGCAGAACAAGCGUCGCAUGACAGUGGAAGACUACCGUAAGAACCUCCGCGGCGUCAAUGGUGGCGAGGACUUUGCUCCUGAGCUCACCGGUGCCAUCUACGAGAGCAUCCGCAAGCGCGAAAUCGUCAUGCCCGAAGAGCACGCUGGCCAGCUCGGCUUCGAGUACGCUUGGAAGGAACUGCUGAGACGCUCGCGCACCGCUGGCACCCUGGUCGCCAGCAACACCACCGCCUUCGAUCGCGACAUGUUCCGUGCGAGCUGGAAACCCAUUCUCUCGAGCGUCGCCUUUGCCUUUUCUACCUUCACCGACGAGUACCUUGUGGAGCGAGCCAUCUCGGGCAUCCGUCAGUGUGCGAUCCUCGCGUCAGGAUACGGUCUCAUCGAAGUCUUUGACUUUAUGGUGCACACGUUGGCUAGCGCCACAUGCCUGCUGGACAGCUCAGUACCCCAGACGUUGACGAGCAACCCGACAGUCGAGGUGGAGAACCAGCAGGUCACCGUCAGCCCGCUCUCGACUCGCUUCGGUGUCAACUUCAAGGGUCAAUUGGCGGCCGUCGUCCUGUUCACCAUCGCCAACGACAACGUCGAUGCCAUUCGCACGGGCUGGUCCGACUUGUUCGAGAUCUUCAAGAAUCUCUUUGCUCACGGCAUGCUGCCGGCGUCUAUGGUGCAGAUGGAGGACCUUGCCGAUGGACCCGUCCCGAUCCCGACCAAGGCAAAGAAGGCGCCCGGUCCUUCGCCGCAGGAUUUACGCGCGCAGGGAGGCGGACUCUUCAGCACGCUCUCGUCGUACCUGCUGUCCCCGAACUCGAACACUAACGAGCCUGCACCGUACGAAGCUACACCGGAAGACAUCGAGGCCACCUUAAGCUCCGUAGACUGCAUCGCAUCCUGCCGGCUCGAGGAUCUAUGGACUCAGGUGCUCCGUCUGGGACCCGAGUCGCAUCUGUGCGCCGUCCACUAUCUUCGCUUCUUGCUCGAAGCGCUCACGGUCGAGAAGGUGCUGUACCGCGAGUCGAUGACCGCUGGCAACACGGAUGGAACCUCGACGCCCAACAGCACCAACCACGGUGGCGACUCCGCCGCCAACGGAAAGGACUCGAGCAAGCCGCACGGAGCUUCCGCUUCCUUGGGCGGGUCCAAGUCGCACGAUCUGCUGGCCGGAAGCUUGCCGCUGAGCUACGAUCCACGUGCCUCCUUCCUUCUCGAGCUCUUGAUCCAGAUCGUCGCUUCCUCGCCUCAAAUGCUCGUCAACGAGACGUGGCCGUGGAUUAUGGACCACAUCACCGCCGUGAUCCGCAACGCCAAGGCGUACCAUCCCAUGACGGUCGAGCGGGAAGUCGCGACCCUGUUGCGUGUGCUCAACCUCGGGGCAGGAGAAGAAUCCCUUCGCGAUCAGGUCUUCAUCGCGUUGGACCUGCUGCGCGAUUUGCCGGUGGAGAUCCGCAUCUCGGGAUCCAAGCAGCUGCUCGCUGGACUCAUGCGCAUUCUCGCCACGCAUCCGCACUUGGUCCGAUCGCACACGGAGUGGGGACUCGUCUUUGCGCUCAUUGCGGACAGCGCCAACACGCGCAAUGCUGAUUCGGCGCAUUUGGCCUUCGAGGCGGUCAGAGCAUCCGUGGUGGAUUCUGCAUCGCAAGACAAUGGGUCGAAAUUGUCGCAAGACAACUUCCUGCCUGUCGUGUCGCAGCUGGUCGACUUUGCUCACGGAGCCGACACUACGGCGUGGCGUAACUCGAUCAUGCGCGAAUCCUCGCAACGCCGUGCCACGCUGACGGAGAAGAAGGAGAUGGCCGAAGCUGAAAAGGUACAACAGGAGCGGGGCGUGCCAGCAGUGGAGCUGCUCGAGUCGCUCAAAGGCGAGAUCCCGCGUCUGAUCUCUGCCGAGACUAGCGCUGGCUCGAUCGAUGAGGUGUGGAGCAAGUACUGGCUGGCUCUGCUGACCGGACUCGCGCGGCAGUGGAUCAACCCGUACCCUCCCGUCCGUUUCGCCGCCGUGACGCUCCUACAGCGAGCGCUGUUCUCCCCUGAGCUCGUGUCCAGCACCCACACGGCACCGUCCAGCACAUCGCUCAUCCGCGUCGUCUUCUCAGCAACGCUCUUCCCGCUCAUCGAAGACCUGCUCAAGCCGCAGGUCUACCAGAUCGACCCGCCCUCGGCAGCCAACAAGAACGGCGGGAUGCUCGAGAUCCGCAUCCGGGCGUCCGCCUUGAUAUGCAAGACGUUCCUGCACCUCAUGCCGUCCCUCUCUUCGGGAGGUGACGAGUUCCAGCGUCUCUGGUUGGACGUGCUCGAUCUCAUGGAUCGCAUGAUCAACUCUACGGGUGGCAAUGCGGGGCGGCGCAACCCGCUCACAGAGGCGAUACCGGAGAACCUCAAGAACGUGCUUCUCGUCAUGGCCACGUCCCAGCUGCUCUCGCCGACUGAGGAGGGCGUGCAGAAGCAGCUGUUCGAUCUCACGCACGAUAGAUUGCAGCGGUUCCUGCCGGGGUUGGUGGAGGAGGUGUUUGCGCUGUCGGCACCGCAGGAGACAGCAGCGGAAGAACAGGUGGAGUCGAAGAAGUCCAGGGAAUCGCAGCCAGAGUCGGCGGAAUGA
Kalmanozyma brasiliensis GHG001 is the source of this 5403-nucleotide messenger RNA. Its product is annotated as Sec7 domain protein. The transcript has a single exon. The coding region runs from base 1 to 5403 and encodes 1800 amino acids. Gene Ontology annotation, biological process: regulation of ARF protein signal transduction. Lineage: Eukaryota; Fungi; Basidiomycota; Ustilaginomycetes; Ustilaginales. Gene Ontology annotation, molecular function: guanyl-nucleotide exchange factor activity. The record is from RefSeq and is a predicted model, not a curated record.